AUGGAAAAUAAAGAAAAUACAUUAAAUGGAGUUAUACCAAAACCAAAAAUAAGGGUUGUUAAAAAAGUUAUAAGAAAGAAACCACCAAUGACAUCUGAUAAUAGUGAUCCCUCAACUAAUAAACUGAAUGAACAACUUUCAAACUUAAAAUUAGAUAGCAGUAAUAAUAGCACUACAACUAAUAAUACCACAAAUACAACUAUAAAUACACUUAAUAAACCAAACGUACAAAAAAAAUCUGAUAUAUUAAAAAAAUCAAUUAAAGAAAAGAUCCACUUUGACAAAUUAACAUAUGAUGCUCAAAUGUCAUUAAUUGAGGAUGAAACAACUGAAAAUGAAUUAAGAUCUCAUUAUUAUAAUUUAUUUCAACCUGAUCAUUUUAAAGAUGUUGUAGCAGAGAGAUCGGCAUCAGGUAAAUGUGGAUAUCCAUGUUGUAGUAAACCAUUAGGAGUAAAGAAAUUGAAUCAAAAAUAUUUUAUUUCAGUAAAAGAACAAAAAGUAUACAAUGUUGAAGAACUAUCAAUGUUUUGUUCAUCAGAUUGUUUAGUUAAAUCAAAAUUAUAUGCAUCAACAUUAGAUGAAACUGCUGUUUACUUAAGAAAUGUUGAAAGUAAAAAGAUUUUACCAACUGAACAAACUUUAAUAUCAUCACAAACAAAAACACAAUCACAAACACAAACACAAUCACAACAAGCACCAAAACCAGCAUCUAAACCAAUUGAAUUCUUAAAUAAAUUUGAAAAAUCAUUAGUAAUUACAGAGAAUGAAAAUGCAAGUUUAAUUCCACCAAAUUUAACAUUUGAUAAAAAUGUAGAUAAUGAAAAAACCAAAAUAGAUAAACAACCACAAAAAUCAACUACAACAAAUAAAACUAUAAGUAAACCAAAGAAAAAAACUAUUAUUACAGAUGAUUUAAAGGUACCAAUAGAAAAAAAAGAAAUUAAAAUUAGGGAUAGUGAUGAUGAGGAGGAUGAUGAUGAUAGUGAUUUAAAUUAUUAUAGUGAAGAUGAUACAUUAUUAGGAGAUGAACAAGACGAUGCACCAAUGGUUUUAAAUGAAGAUGAGGAUGAAAAUGAUAAUAACAUUAAUGAAGAUGAGGAGGAUGAAAAUAAGAGUGAUAAAAGUGAAGAUGAAUUUUCAUUAUUUAGACCAACACAAAUGUCUAGUAAAAGGGUUGAAGAAUUAUUUAAACCACACAUUUCAAAUUAUCAUAUGGUUUAUUCAACAUUAAGUCAAUUUACAACUAAACAUACCAAUAACUUUUUACAAUUUAAUCAAAUCAAUUAUGAAUAUAUAUUAGAACAAAAUUUACAAAUUAAAUCUAAUCUUCAUUCUCAAUUAUCAUUAGUUUAUCAAAGUGUAAUCGAUCAAUUAGGUUUCAAAAUUACAACUGCAAAAGAAAAAGUUACAAUUUUAAUUGACACUUUUAAAUUUGAUAAACCUGUACCAUCUUUAAGAAGAAAUCAUUGGAAAAUUUUAUCAUCAAUUGAUGAAGAAAUAUUAAAGGAUAUUAAAGACAAUAAUGAUAAAUUUGAAAAUUUAGUAAAAGAAUGCAACUUUGAUAUGGAGACAUUAAAAGUAUUUCAGGAUUUAUUAAUUCAAGGUUAUCAAUAA
Messenger RNA from Dictyostelium discoideum AX4, 1614 nucleotides. RefSeq lists its product as hypothetical. The transcript is spliced from 4 exons. Gene Ontology annotation, molecular function: RNA polymerase core enzyme binding; RNA polymerase II CTD heptapeptide repeat phosphatase activity; protein serine/threonine phosphatase activity. Gene Ontology annotation, cellular component: nucleus. Gene Ontology annotation, biological process: regulation of transcription by RNA polymerase II. The record is from RefSeq and is a predicted model, not a curated record. Bases 1 to 1614 code for a protein of 537 amino acids. Lineage: Eukaryota; Evosea; Eumycetozoa; Dictyosteliales; Dictyosteliaceae.